Molecule: messenger RNA, 1117 nt
Organism: Salvia miltiorrhiza (redroot sage)
Lineage: Eukaryota; Viridiplantae; Streptophyta; Magnoliopsida; Lamiales; Lamiaceae
Product: germin-like protein subfamily 1 member 11
Exons: 2
Coding region: 273-983 (236 amino acids)
Cellular component (GO): cell wall
Molecular function (GO): manganese ion binding
Source: RefSeq, a predicted model, not a curated record
AACAAAGUUGAAAUUUAUAGAGAAAGCAAAUUUUGCUACCAAGUUAAUUAUGCAUGUGAUGGAAUCGUGCAAAUAAGAAAUUGACCAAUAGAAGACGAGAACAAUAAUUGAGACGGUUUUGUUGGACUGGAAAAGGGGUAUUCAUGUCAUCAUGUGCGUAGAUGCAUGUUUUGAACUAUAAAUAUAGGAGAUUGCUCACUCAAUAUUUCACUACACUACCAAAGAGAAAUUAAAUUACCAAAGAGUAUUGAUACGUAGAUUGAGUUCAUUACAUGAUCAUGAAGACAUCGAGAGUUGAGUUUUUGGUAUUUUUCACCAUUCUUGUUAGUUCUUCGUUGUUAGCGGAAGCAUACGAUCCUGAUCCAUUGCAGGAUUUUUGCAUUGCAGUCAAUGACACUGAAGCUACAGUAUUUGUGAACGGGAAGAUUUGCAAAGACCCAAAGAGCGUGACAGCAGACGACUUGUAUUACGCGGGAGCGUUGAAUGAGUCGAGACAAGUAACAAAUUCUCUAGGGACACAAAUAACGUUGGUAUACGACGAGGUCCUAGCAGGCCUUAACACUCAGGGAGUGGCCAUUGCACGUCUCGACUUCGAUCUCAACGGCCUCAAUCCGCCCCACGAGCAUCCCCGUGGGUCGGAGAUAUUUCUGGUAUUGGAAGGCACGCUCUACGCGGGUCUCAUAAACUCCAACCCGGCCAACCCCAACGACAAGAACCCGCUCUUCGCCAAGGUCUUGAAUGCUGGAGACAUCUUCGUCUUCCCGCGGGGCUUGAUUCAUUUCCAGUAUAACAUCGGAAAAACCAAAGCAGUCGCCAUUGCUGCUUUCAAUAGCCAAAAUCCAGGAGUCGUCACCAUCGGUAAAUCCAUCUUCGGAUCUGAGCCGUCCGUUCCUCCUCAUAUUCUCGCCAAAGCAUUCCAACUUGAUGAUGAUAAACUUGUCGAGCAUCUGCAAUCACUCACGUGGACCGGGAAUGUCAAUUAGUUCAAUAUAAUGCAUCAAUAAAUUAAUUAAUAAAUAUGGGUUAAAUCUAAUCAAUAAAACCCCAUCAUGUAUUCGAUCUACUUGUAUUCCAUUUUCAUCAAUUGUUAUAUAUGUCAACUACAUGCUUUUAUAAA